CUGUCCCUUCCUCGCCAGCCACCUGACCCUGGCCAUCCCCAUCAUCGCAGCCGUCCUCUUCUUCUUUGUCAUCAGCUGCCUGCUCCAGACGAGCUUCAGGGACCCGGGAAUCCUGCCCAGAGCCACCCCCAGCGAGGCUGCUGACCUGGAGAAGCGGAUCGAUAUCCUCAACAGCAUGGGGACCUCCAGCUACCGCCCGCCGGCGCGCACCAUGGAGGUGGUGAUCAACAAGUACGUGGUGAAGCUCAAGUACUGCUACACCUGCAAAAUGUUCCGUCCUCCCCGCACCUCCCACUGCAGCGUCUGCGACAACUGCGUCGAGAGGUUCGACCACCACUGCCCCUGGGUGGGCAACUGCGUGGGGAAGCGCAACUACCGCUACUUCUAUGCCUUCAUCCUCUCCCUCUCCUUCCUGACAGCCUUCAUCUUCGCCUGCGUCGUCACCCACCUCACCCUGCGCUCGCAGAGAGAUGGAUUCCUCGCCACGCUGAAGACAACGCCUGCGAGCGUACUGGAGCUGGUGAUUUGUUUUUUCUCAGUCUGGUCUAUUCUGGGCCUCUCAGGUUUUCACACAUACUUAGUCGCCUCCAACCUGACGACAAACGAAGAUAUCAAAGGGUCCUGGUCAAACAAGAGGGGCUCGGAGUUUGCCAAUCCCUACAGCCAUAAAAGCAUCCUCACAAACUGCUGCGCGGUGCUGUGCGGACCCUUCCACCCCAGUUUGAUAGACAGAAGAGGAUUUAUCCAGCCAGACGUCGGGACCCCGGCCAGUCCUAAGAGCGAGAUCCCUUCCUUCGGAGCCAAAAGCGACACCAGCAUG
This is a messenger RNA of Pterocles gutturalis (yellow-throated sandgrouse), 820 nucleotides long. RefSeq names its product zinc finger, DHHC-type containing 18 (gene ZDHHC18). The annotation marks the transcript as partial. The record is from RefSeq and is a predicted model, not a curated record. Gene Ontology annotation, cellular component: endoplasmic reticulum; Golgi apparatus. The transcript is spliced from 8 exons. Lineage: Eukaryota; Metazoa; Chordata; Aves; Pterocliformes; Pteroclidae. Gene Ontology annotation, molecular function: protein-cysteine S-palmitoyltransferase activity. Gene Ontology annotation, biological process: protein targeting to membrane; peptidyl-L-cysteine S-palmitoylation.